Messenger RNA from Mangifera indica (mango), 1926 nucleotides. Its product is annotated as purple acid phosphatase 2-like. Gene Ontology annotation, molecular function: acid phosphatase activity; metal ion binding. NCBI's taxonomy places the organism in Eukaryota, Viridiplantae, Streptophyta, Magnoliopsida, Sapindales, Anacardiaceae. The transcript has 8 exons. The coding region runs from base 386 to 1792 and encodes 468 amino acids. The record is from RefSeq and is a predicted model, not a curated record.
CAAUCCACCAGGCCUCCGUGAUAUUAUCAUCACGCAACAGUUAUCUGUACAUGUUGACAGCGACAAAUGAAACCAGCGGCAGUCUUAUCGUAAAUCUUCUGUACUAUCCUUAUCCUUUCCUUUCUCAAGGCGCUGCCAGAACUGCGCCUGCCAAACCCAGAUGGCAGUAGUGUGUUUUUCAUCGAAUCAACUUCAAGUUACCGAGUUAACUUGAGAAAAUUAGCUUCAAUGAUCGAGUCGCUGUGCUUGGGACUCAUAAAUGAGCUAGCUAGAUUCGUAUCAUAUAACGAAUAUUCCUCUCGCGCCAUUAUUAUAUAGCAUUUUAUGCCGUAGUUGUUAUGAAUUUAUUUCAAUUCGCUGAUCGGUGAACAUUGAAAGAGGAGAUAUGGGUGCUGUAAGGUGGGAUUUUCUUGUUCUUCUUGCUGUUGUGGGAUUGAUUUCAAGUGCUGCAAAAUUUUCUAAUGGUGGAAGAACAAGUAGUUUUGUGAGGAGUGCUAAUCUGUCCCUUGAUAUGCCGCUGGACAGUGAUGUGUUUCGGGUGCCUCCGGGUUACAAUGCUCCUCAGCAGGUUCAUAUAACACAAGGAGAUCAUGUGGGAAAGGCUAUGCUUGUCUCUUGGGUGACACCAGAUGAGCCCGGUUCAAACACUGUGCUUUACUGGGCGGAAAACACAACACUCAUAAAACAGGCUGAAGGCAUCGUUCUUUCUUACAAAUUCUUCAAUUACACUUCGGGUUACAUUCAUCACUGCACUGUUAAGGAUCUGGAGUUCGACACCAAAUAUUACUAUGAAGUUGGAAUUGGGAAUACUGCAAGACAGUUCUGGUUUAGAACUGCUCCAGAAUCUGGCCCAGACGUCCCAUAUACUUUUGGCAUUAUAGGGGAUCUGGGGCAGACCUUCGACUCAAAUACGACUCUUACACAUUAUGAACAAAACCCAACAAAAGGCCAGACAUUAUUGUAUGUGGGAGAUCUGUCUUAUGCAGAUGAUUAUCCACUUCAUGACAACACCCGUUGGGAUACUUGGGGAAGGUUCACUGAGAGAAAUGCUGCUUAUCAACCUUGGAUAUGGACUGCAGGAAAUCAUGAACUCGAUUUUGUUCCUGAUCUUGGCGAACAAAUACCGUUUAAACCAUAUACAUACAGGUAUCAUGUACCUUAUGAAGCAUCAUUGAGUCCUUCUCCUCUUUGGUACUCCAUUAAGAGAGCUUCGGCCUAUAUCAUUGUCAUGUCCUCAUACUCAGCUUUUGGAAAAUAUACUCCUCAGUACGAAUGGCUGGAGCUGGAGUUUCCCAGAGUGAACAGAACGGAAACUCCCUGGCUUAUUGUUCUUAUGCACUGUCCGAUGUACAGUAGUUAUGUACAUCACUAUAUGGAGGGCGAAACCAUGAGAGUAAUGUAUGAGCCAUGGUUUGUGGAGUACAAGGUCGACGUCGUCUUUGCCGGCCAUUUUCAUGCCUAUGAAAGAUCUGAACGAAUAUCAAAUAUUGCAUACAACAUUACAAAUGGAGAUUGCACCCCCAUUAGUGAUCAAUCUGCCCCUGUUUACAUAACAGUUGGAGAUGGGGGAAAUCUAGAAGGAUUGGUGACAGAAAUGAUAGAGCCCCAGCCAAGCUACUCAGCUUACCGUGAAGCAAGCUUUGGACAUGGAACAUUAGAUAUAAAGAACAGGACUCAUGCCUACUUCAGUUGGAACCGUAAUGAAGAUGGUUAUGCUGUAGAAGCUGAUUCUGUUUGGUUGCAUAACAGACACUGGAACCCGUCAGAACAAUUCUCCAGAGCUGCAUUUUAAUGACUCUUAUAUCUAGAUCAAAUCCAAAUAAUCAACUCUACAAUUCAAAUCCAAACAUUCAUUCAAAUAUAUCUUGAAAAACUUUUGCCCUGGAAAUUUACAUUUAUCAUAAUGAUUGUGGUAGUUUAUGUUGA